GUCCUUGGAUACUUCACUACGUUGGAAAAUGGAAAGGGUGGAAGAGCUGAGGCAACAACUGAAGGAUGCAUUUGUAAUGUUGCAGGAUGUGCAGAGAAACAAAUGGCAGUUUAUGCAAAAGUUUCAAAAUACAAUUAUGGAAAUUGUGAUCAAAGAAGUUUCAGAAAACUUCCGGACUAGUGUAGGAGAGUAUUUUGAUAUGAGAAACGAGCACUUGCAUGCCACCCUGAAGGAUAUGGACGAGAGCCUCAACCAAGCGUCAAUGGUGCACACAGACAUCACAGCCCUCAGACUCCAGCUGUUGCAUGCCUGCAACGAAGACAUCCAGCCACCCUUCACAUCACAGGAAGACGCUGUAAUGAUAAAUGGGGGAGGCAUGACAGACCUCCAAAAUGUAUCAAGUGAGGCUGAGCACAUAGUUAUGCAAGUUAGUGAGCUGCAGGAACAGUCAUGUGGACUCGUCACCACCCUUGCUGAAAACAUCACUCAGAUGGUUGACACAAUGCUGAGUGAGGUAACUGCUUCGAUUAAACGGGAUGAUGAGGAGCGGUUGAAGGAGGCACAAGAGCUUUGGCAGCAUGGCGACGAGGAGCUGAAUAAAGCAGUACAGGUACUGCAGAGCAUGGAGAAGGUGAAGCAACAGAUAGAGUGCCUCUGCCGUAUCCUUAGAAAACCUGACAUUUGAAAACAUACACAUGUGAGGUUACCUACUAAUUAUAACACACUACAAGGACUUCAUGCUUAUUACCUGCAAUAUCAUUUUUGUAAUGGAAGAAUUUUCCGUUAUGUAACCCUCUAUAUCAGGAACUUUUUUUUUUUUUUUUUUUUUUUUAAGAUUUACCUUGGGUCUUGUUAAAUGUACAUUGACAGUCAUCUACCUUGUAUUCUUUAAAUAAAGUGUAUGUAUGAGAUUAAAUAUCAUAAAAUAUU
This is a messenger RNA of Eriocheir sinensis (Chinese mitten crab), 930 nucleotides long. RefSeq lists its product as uncharacterized. The record is from RefSeq and is a predicted model, not a curated record. Lineage: Eukaryota; Metazoa; Arthropoda; Malacostraca; Decapoda; Varunidae. The transcript is spliced from 5 exons. The coding region runs from base 29 to 685 and encodes 218 amino acids.